AUGUUUUGGAGAUUUGGCGGCUACGCCAACAUCUCCACCAUCGACACAAUCCUCGACAAACCCGACUUCACCCUCGAGGAGCUGCUAGACGAGAGCGACCUCAUUCAGGAGCUCAAGCAGCACAACUCUAAGCUCAUCGAAUAUCUCCGCGAGGACAACAUCCUCCAGAAGCUGCUGGAGUAUGUAGUCGCCCCGAAACUCGAAGUCUUCGCAACCCCCGACGACCCCACCGACGAUGAGUCCAAGGGCAAAACCCGUCUGCUACCCUUCUCACGGCCGCGUGCGUCUUCCCGCGCUACCGAUGUCACCGAAAAUGACGACGAGGAGCAGGAAAAGAGGCGCAAUAGAUAUGCCCUCGUUGCUUCCGAAGUCUUGAGCUCCGACACGUGGUCCAUCUACGAGGCCCUGACCGAGAACCGUGACCUGAUUCGCAAGUUUUGGAAGUUUCUUGAGCGUCCUGCCCCCCUCGAUCCGCUCCAGGCAAGCUACUUCACAAAGGUCAAUGAGUCUCUGUUCGAAAAGAAGACCGACGACAUGAUGGAGCUGUUUCGGAGCAUCCCCAAUGUUGUCCCCGAGCUUCUGAGGCAUGUCGAAUGCCCCAUGAUUAUGGAUCUACUUCUCAAGAUUAUCGCCCUGGAUCGGAACGAAGGAGGACAAGGCAUUGUCGAGUGGCUCUAUUCAAAGGACAUCAUUCCCACACUACUCUCCUGCCUCGACCCGAAGCACAGCUGGGUUGUGCAGACGGCUGCGGGUGACUUUAUCAAGGCUAUUAUUACCAUCUCCGCCAACGCCUCACAAAACGAACAACAAUGCAUCGGCCCCAACGAGCUCACACGUCAGCUGGUAUCGCAACCCUGUGUCGAACAGCUGAUCGGCUAUAUGCUCGGAGGAGGAAACCCACUUACCGUAGGUGUCGGAAUUGUCAUCGAAGUCAUCAGAAAGAACAACUCGGAUUAUGACCCCGACGUGGGCACAGAAGCCAACCAAGUUCCUUCCAGCCGAGAUCCAAUUUACCUUGGGAAUCUGUUGCGGCUUUUCGCCCAGAAUGUGCCCAAGUUCAUGAGCCUUAUCAUGGACGGGCCUGCACGCAAAGCGGGCUCCGACUCUACCUUUGGGGAGAAGCUCGAGCCUCUCGGUUUCGAUCGAUUCAAGACUUGCGAAUUGAUGGCAGAGCUGUUACAUUGCAGUAACAUGGGGCUGCUCAAUGAAGUUGGGUCCGAAGAAUUGAUCGCAACGCGAGAUGCUGAACGUCAACGUCUGCGAGUCCAAGGAAAGCUGGGACCCUUGCGAGAAGAUGACCAGUCUGCUGAUGAUCUCACCAUGCGCAUGGGCCAUGGUGGCGUCCACGACGAAGGUCGACGUCUCGAGGUUACAAAUGCUGACGAAGAUGGCUUCGAGGAAGUUGAGCCUAGCAAAGAAAUGAACGAAGACACGUCGCACGAAUUUGUCAAGGCCGAAGACGACAUUGCUGCCGCUGCACCCUCGUCAUUCAUCGAAAAGGACGAAGAUGAUUUUGUGGACGAGCCGCUCAGCUCUCCUCGUCUGGCUGUAGGUGCUGACAAGAUCAAUGAGCAGCGUUUCGAGGAUCCUGAUCUAGUUGUGGCGCCGCUUUCACCUUCAAAGGCGAAACCGGCUGAGGUAUCGGAACCCGAGACAGUGGCCACGGCCAACAAUGCCCGGUCCACGGAACUGGACUCGGCGGCUAGGGAGAUCGACGAGCAUCUCACCUCUACGCAGCAGCCUGCCAAUUUAUCUGUUUCUACUGACCCUCUUGCUCAGCCCACGACAGGCGGUGCGUCUUUGAAUCCCAACGACUUGGGUGACCAGCACCGAGGCCUUUCUCCUCACCCCGAAGAUACCCCGGCUCCGCUGUUCUCUGCUGCGAGUGCUGCCCAAACCGCCACUACAGAACACAACCCGGAGAGGUUGGAGACUGUUGCUGAAACUUCAGCUGAGUUGGACCUGCCAGAAAGAGUAGAAGCCUCAGAAGAGACUUCAAACGCAGGCGAUUCAUCCGUUGCUCAGGAACGGCAACAACCACAAGCAAAUAUACCCCUGGAGCCUGUUGUUGGAGAUUAUCUGAAGAUGCAAUUUGUCGAGCACCGUGUUGUACCUGCAAUUUUGUCCUUUUUCUUCUCAUACCCCUGGAACAACUUUUUGCACAAUGUUGUCUAUGAUAUUGUACAGCAAGUCUUCAACGGUCCCAUGGAUCGUGGCUAUAACCCUACUCUAGCAGUUUCCCUAUUCGAAGCAGCUGAUAUUACAACAGCCAUUAUCAAUGGACAACAGGCUAGCGAUGAGUCCCAAGCCAAGACAAAAACCCGCAUGGGAUAUAUGGGCCACCUGACACUUAUUGCUGAAGAAGUGGUCAAGUUCACCGAGAGACAUCCACCGGAACUGCUUUCUGAGAUGGUCUUGGACAAGGUUAUGAGCCAAGAGUGGAUCAACUACGUUGAAGGCGCCCUUGCGGAGACGCGUGAACGUGACAAUGCCAUCCUGGGCGGAGUUCGGCCUGAAGUUGCUCUUGGCCACCGCGCCAGCAUAGGCGGUGGCAGCGGCUUGGGUGGUGUUGGACUGUCUGGUUUGGGUGGCGUUUCCGCAACCGGUUCCAAUGCUUUGGCGGAAGCAGGCCUGAAUGGCGGCAUCGAACUUAGCGAAGGUGGUAACAAUGGUAUUGGGCCCUUUGCAAUCAGCGCCGGGACCCUGAUGUCGGGCUUUGGAAGUAGCAGCGAUGAAGAGGACGAUGAUGGUGAUGUUGAGGAGGAAGAUGUUAACUCUGAGGUGAGUGGAGAUUCUUUUGACGGUCGAAGCAUUGGCUCUCCGGAGGUGGCUGCAAAUGCAAACACGGAUUCUCCGGUUGAUGUGAUCAUGAUGUCUCCGGAGCCUCUCAAAGCAUCCUCGGGAGAUUCCGCCGUGGAGAUCCGUGCGACACUUGGUUCACCAGUGAGCUUUGCGGCGGCCCAUCACAACGACGAUGAUGACGACGACGACGAGAUCAUGGCAGAUGACUUGCAGCAAGAAGCAGCGGCACACAAUGGUUAUUCUGAAGGCUCGGCAGAACGAUCAAUAUCAUCAUAG
Messenger RNA from Pochonia chlamydosporia 170, 3078 nucleotides. Its product is annotated as Sit4-associated protein. The coding region runs from base 1 to 3078 and encodes 1025 amino acids. Gene Ontology annotation, molecular function: protein phosphatase binding; protein phosphatase regulator activity. Gene Ontology annotation, cellular component: nucleus; cytosol. The transcript has 3 exons. Lineage: Eukaryota; Fungi; Ascomycota; Sordariomycetes; Hypocreales; Clavicipitaceae. The record is from RefSeq and is a predicted model, not a curated record.